Nannizzia gypsea CBS 118893 is the source of this 1443-nucleotide messenger RNA. RefSeq lists its product as hypothetical. Gene Ontology annotation, molecular function: protein binding. The coding region runs from base 1 to 1443 and encodes 480 amino acids. The record is from RefSeq and is a predicted model, not a curated record. NCBI's taxonomy places the organism in Eukaryota, Fungi, Ascomycota, Eurotiomycetes, Onygenales, Arthrodermataceae. The transcript is spliced from 2 exons.
AUGGCAACCUUGGAGACUGUCCCGGAGGAAAUUUUCCUUUCCAUUUUCGACUGUCUCGACCAUUCAUACAAGCCAGACUACUUGCGAUAUUUGACUGUUUCCAGGCGCUGGCAGCGUGCUGUCGAGCGCUUCUUUUUUGAGGACUUGAGUAUUGACAGUGCCCAGCUGUCAAAUUUUGCGGCUCUUUUCCAGGGGAAGGGGGCGCAUCGGAAGGCUCUCGUCAAGCAGCUUUCUUAUCAUGCUGUACUGCCCCCCUACGAUGGAGACGACUGUCAUCAACACGAAGAACUGAACAACCAAGUCUUCUCAGCAGCCAUCCUUGAGUUAUUCCAAAUUCUUGAGACUUUCAGCGAAGAUGAGGCUGUCAAGGCAAACUUCGGAAGGGGGCGUGGGAUUGUGUUAUAUCUAGAACCCCCGGUAUCUCCAAACGACAAAAAUAUCCCCCCCCCGGACAAAGAGUACCGGCUUCAUGCAGUUUUUAUCCGGCUUCUAAACCCCAAGCAGUUGCCUACCCUAGCUUGUGUAUCGGACCUUAUUGUCGGCUGCAUUGGGGGGAGACGCAUCCUUGACCCGGCAUCAGGUGUAUAUCUCGCAAGUAUGAUGAAAAAUUUGAACUGUUGGAGGAUGUCUUAUAACGAUUAUUGGGAGAGUAUCACGGAUGAGACACUGAUAAGAAUCCGUCGUGACUUCAUCAAAGCACUGUCCAAUCACAACCAGGCCGUGGCGAAGUUCGACCUCAGAUCGCAGUCUUGCGAUAGAAUAGACGAAUCAAUCCCAGCUCCAAAGCAUACCUCAUCCCCCACAGCAAUGGACCCGUUCAGUAUCGCCAUACACGAAUUUAUUCAACGAGCAAAUGUUUCAGUAAUAGACAUUGAGGGAACCCAUCCCAUGUCACCAGAGAUAUUAUGGCCAUAUAAGACUGUAAAAGAUGUCCCAGUACCCCUAUGGCCAAAAUUGGAACAUAUUUUUCUUUAUCCCGCUCACCACACACCUGACGGAGACUGGUACUUUUCUGGGGAUCCAAAAAUUGCGUCUCACUCUGAAUUUAGUGGACCUGCUAAUGGAAAUGGCGUCAAAAAUCUUGUGCGGCUUGCGGGCCAAACUGAGAAUACCUUUCGGUCUGUUCUGGUUCCGGAAAGAAUUGAUCCCUUUCUCAAAGCGAUUGCCCAAGUCGUCCGUCACGUACCUUCCCUCCGACGACUUGAUGUAUGGUUCGGGGACGAACAACUUUGUCCAAGAUAUGUAAAAGUGGAUGAUCUAAGGAGACGGUUUCGCAUUUUCUAUUUUGCCCCUGGCAUGAAAUCAUGGUAUGAUGAAGAAAGCCCACGGAGUAGACCCAGAAUAAUAUGCGAUGUUGGGGGUUCGUGGCGUGCAAGCGAGGAAAUUGAAGAGAUGUGGAUGGAAGCUAUGGGCCCAAAUGGAUUAAUCCACUAUCAUCAUUGA